AUGUUAACGACAAUCCAACAACUUCACAGUUCUACGCCAUCUUACAGCUACAACUACAAUCACAACAACAGUAACGAUACAACAACAUUGAUGAAUAAUAUGGCUAAAUCUUCUUUAGCUCAAUAUUCGCUUCUGCCUCAGUCUCAGCAAGUACAACAAUUCGUGGUAAACGAACAACAACACCAACAGCAAAGACAAACGAGUCCUUUGCGCUCUCCAAGUCCAACAGUUGUACCAAACUCAAACAGUUUGCCUCAUUCUUCAGUUAUAUUACCAUCAAUUCACUCACUUAACAUUCCUACAUUUCCCCAUUGUCAAGAGGAAGUUCAUGUCAAUAGAUCAUCAAAUAUCAGAUCACCUCCAUUAUUGAUCCCCAAAGCAGAUAACAUUAAUGAGUCUACUCGCGCAUCGUCGUGCUAUAGCUACUCUAGUGACUCACUGUCAGUUGCACAAGCACCACCACCAGCUUCAUCAAGUCAAUCAUCCACCUUCAACUAUACUCAUACGCCAUUAGCAUCUCCAUACCCUCCUAUGACUGAGGUAUCCAAACCACAAGAAAAACCAUUAGUAUCGCCAACAUCUACACCAUCUUCAGACCAUGAAGACUACGCAGACCAUCAUGAUCCUUCUUCACCAACUCAAUCUAAAAAGCAUUGGAAACCUCGCAAAAAGAGACAAUGUCCAGAAUGUAAAUUAUAUUUUUCCAACUUGGCAACUCACAAAUCAACUCAUUUAAAACCAACUAAUCGUCCCUUUGUUUGCGAGUAUUGCCAACGUGGAUUUGCCAGACCAAAUGAUUUAUACCGUCACACCAAAUGUCAUUGGAAAGAACUUGGAUCUGACAAAGGUCAAUUCAAAUGUCCUUUUAAAAACACUUCUUCUUCUAAUAACGCCAGUGAUGAUAAAUUGAGUUUAUCCUCAGCAACAACAUCAUCUUUCAAUGAUAACUGUUGUCAUAGCACUGGAAUCUUUUCACGUUGUGAUACUUUCAAGAAUCAUUUGAAAGCUAUUCAUUUCCAAUAUCCUUAUGGAACUAAAAAGGACCAGAGAAAUAAAGUUGCUGGUAAGUGUCGCAUGUGUUUUGAAGAAUUUGAAAAUGUUGAUGAUUGGAUUCAUAAUCAUAUUGAAACUGAUUCAUGCCCACAUGCAGUUAAUAAAAUGAAGAGAGAUUAA
This is a messenger RNA of Lodderomyces orthopsilosis Co 90-125, 1173 nucleotides long. It is a transcript of the gene STP4, whose product is annotated as Stp4p. Lineage: Eukaryota; Fungi; Ascomycota; Pichiomycetes; Serinales; Debaryomycetaceae. The transcript has a single exon. The coding region runs from base 1 to 1173 and encodes 390 amino acids. The record is from RefSeq and is a predicted model, not a curated record.